Messenger RNA from Mastomys coucha (southern multimammate mouse), 7485 nucleotides. It is a transcript of the gene Mtus2, whose product is annotated as microtubule associated scaffold protein 2. Gene Ontology annotation, cellular component: nucleus; cytoplasm. The transcript has 15 exons. Bases 930 to 4994 code for a protein of 1354 amino acids. Gene Ontology annotation, molecular function: microtubule binding. The record is from RefSeq and is a predicted model, not a curated record. Lineage: Eukaryota; Metazoa; Chordata; Mammalia; Rodentia; Muridae.
UUGGGCCGCUGCAGCCCGGCUUCUGUCACCGCGGACGGCACCUCACUGGAGGGUGGGCGGGAGUGGCGUCUUUGUCCGGCGAGGCGUCCUCAGCCCGGGCCAUUCCUGUGAUCGGAGCCGGGCGGCCUGGGCGGUGCCCAGCGGUGAAGUGCGCGGGCGGAGGGCUGGCUGCGGCCACGGCCCCAGGUACCCCGGUGCCCCAAGCUCGCCACCUGCGCCACCUCUGCCCGCGCUCUGUCAAGUUGCAGAAGACCCGGGUGGGUCGGGAGUCUGGACGCGUGGGCGCGUUGCAAACUCCAGCUGCGAAGGAGCUGCGUGCGGAGGUAGCCCGGCCCGGGAUGCUCUCGGAGGCUGACCUGGGCUCUCUGCACAUCCUUCUUGGCUCCUCCAGACCCAGGUGAGCGACUGCUGUCCGCGCUUCCCGAUCCGGCUGGAGACAGGUGCAGAGCGGGGCGGAGGCGGUGCCUUUUGCUGGCUUCUCUAGCAUCAGAGAGCCCGCUCCCGGCUGCCCACAUCUUCUGCUCCGCCGGAGAGAGGCUGCAGCCCACUCGCACCUUCCGGGGAUGUCAGGUUGAGCACGGUGUUUUAGAGGCGACAGCGGGUUAGCCUAAGCGAGCUCCCACCCCUCUCCACCCCCAGCUCGGGAUAAUUCGGUCCGCGUCUUCGUCUUAAUUUAGCACCGAUGUGUUAUUUCCUUGGAGCCUUAGAAUGGUCUCGUGAACCAGCUGGCUUGCACUGAACAACAAUGGCACAUAAAGAGUUCUACUGUGUGUCAAGAUAGUGGUUGGUUCUGAAACUCAUCUGAAGAGGUUCAAAGAAGUAUCUAGAUGUGACAUUGUCAGAGGAGGACGAAGAAGGUAAUGGUGGCCUGUUGCCCUGCAGCUUGAAGGGAGACCACAUGGCCAGUAGCCCUCACUGAAGACGUGACCAUGAGUGUCCCACUCGCUCCAAAGAAAUCCUGUUUUGGUCAGCUGCGAGAUCACCGAGAGGGAGCAAAGAAUAAUAAUGAGAGGAUUCUGAGGACGGGGGAUACAAAUGCCAAUCAAAUCAUGUUGGAGGUCAGCUCCUCUUGUGAUGAGCCCAAGUCGCGUGAUCUGGAGGAUGAAAUCGGAAAUGCAAAUUUAAGCAGGCCACAAUACCACAGCCACUUCCAGAAGGAACCCCUUCACCUUCAGGGCUUCGGGAAAGGGUCCCAGGCCGGCUCCACCAGCCUGAGGGAGUCUCAGGCUUCUCUGCCUGGCCCUAGGCUGCUGAGUGAAGAACACACAGUAAAAAGAGGUACCCUGCAGGCCCCCCAGAAUGUUCAGGGACCAGGUCUUUCCAGCUGGAGGAAUGCGGUGGGUCAAGUCAGUCCAGAGGUUUCUGCUAAAAAGGAUGCGGAGAUUCCCAGGCACGUUCCCAAGGACAAAUUGGCAAAGACCCUUGACAACGAAGAGCUGAAAAGAGCAAGCAGCUCAGCAGCUGGGGCUGGCAGCAUCACUCCGACAAACCUGCAGCCAGUGCAGCUGGACAUCUUGGAGCCCUGGGGCCAUGUGCCUGGGCAUGGGGAGGGGCCACAAGGGACACCAGCCAGUCACUCUCCAGGGAAAGCUUUUUCUCCAGGUGAAGGUACCUCAGAGGGGAACAGUGUGUAUCUUCCUAAACCAUCUACCUCAGAAGCCAAGGGGUCCAGCCCCUCAGACACGAAGAUGGAGGGGACACAUGGCCUGGAUGUUUACGGGAGCAUCCCUCACACAGAAUCGACUCCCAGUUCAGCUUCAGCAUUGAAGGAAAACCCCAGCCCCCGCCAUCCAGAUGUGUGUUCAGGUCAAGGAACAGGGAAGCCCAAAGUGGAGCUCAAAUAUAUCCAACCCAGGAAUGAGGAAGGACUAACGUCAGCCCAGGCACAAGGUCUUGGAUGUCAAGAGGAAAGAAGUAUGUCACCUGUAGAGAGGAAGGAGCUACUUGAGAAGGCAUACGGAGAAGCCACGAGUCAAGGGAACAGCAGCCACCACCAGCUUGGAGUAGGACGAGGCAGCAGCCUGGAAGAAAUGAUUGGAGUCAGUGCUGGUGUGGAGGGGUCCCAACAAGCCACCCCUGCAUUGAGCGCUGCUCCCGCGGGAGAGGCAGGUUCUAGACUCACCGGUAAAAUGUCAGCCGGUGCAGGUAGGAUGGUGAAGGAGACAGCAUUCAGCCAAAAGGGACCUGAUGAUGGACAAGUAGCUCCCGUUCUUCAUGAUCCAACCGAGAACAUGCCCUCUGAGGUCAGUGGGGAGGAGCAGAGGCUGGGUAGCGGGACCUCGGGAGGUGCCAAAUUGUUGGUCUCAGGUCCUUCUGUGGGAGGGAACAGAACUGACACCUCUGAGCCCUUGAGCCCUCAAGGUUGCAACUUGGAAGCCAGAAAAGGCAAAGAGACGGUAACAUCUAUAGCUGAAAAUAGGAACCUUCUAGAAAAUGCAGCCCAUACUGACGUCACCCCAGCUGGAGUAGAUUCCGUGUUCAGUACCCCAGCUCCCCUCCACCCAGAGACAACUGUGAACUUGACUCAUCAUCCGACUCCUCCAGGUAGCAGUUCUCAGGAGCUCAACAUGUUCAGUGUAGACACAAGGUCGCCCUCAGUGGCCUCAGCCCCCACUGAUAGUAGGCAGGUAUUGAACACAUCCCCAAAAGUGCCUGACAAGACCACCUGCCCCAGUGGGAUCCCCAAGCCUCUUACACAUCCCAAGGACACAUCCUCCUCCCAGGAAGCACUGGAGAAGCUGGAGAUGGAGAAAAUGGAAGAAAGGACAGAGACAAAGCCCAUCCUCAUGCCCAAACCCAAACAUGUGAGGCCCAAGAUCAUCACUUACAUACGCAGGAACCCCCAGGCACUGAGUCAGGGAGAUGCUUCACUGGUCCCUGUGGGGCUUCCCUAUGCCCCUCCUGCAUGUGGCAUGCCUCUUCCUCAAGAAGAGAAGGCAUCGAGCCGUGACCUUCAGCAGUCUGCAAACAUGUACGAGAAACUGAAACCUGACUUGCAGAAGCCAAGGGUCUUCCCUUCUGGACUGAUGGUGUCUGGGAUCAAGCCCCCAGCCCACCAUUUCAGUCAGAUGAGUGAGAAGUUCCUGCAGGAGGUCACAGACCACCCUGGAAAAGAAGAAUUUUGCUCUCCUCCCUAUACUCACUAUGAAGUCCCUCCCACUUUCUAUCGCUCGGCCAUGCUCCUUAAGCCUCAGCUGGGAUUGGGUGCAAUGUCCCGUCUCCCAUCCACCAAGAGCAGAAUUCUGAUCGCAAGCCAGAGGUCCUCAGCGAGCGCCAUCCAUCCGCCCGGAUCACUAGCAACAGCUGCCAGUUUCUACGGUUCUGAUCCUUCAGACCUCAAGAAAGCCUCCAAUUCCAAUACUUCAAAGUCCAGUCUACCAAAAUCUGGACUUCGUCCUCCUGGCUAUUCCCGACUCCCAGCAGCCAAACUGGCGGCCUUCGGCUUUGUGAGGAGCUCCAGUGUCUCUGCGGUGCCCAGCACCCAAUCCCUGGACAGCGUCCAGCCAGAGCAGACCAGGCCGGUCACCCGCUCAACCUUUGGCAGUGAAGAGCAGGCUCCUCUGAAGCAGGCUCUGUCUUCUAAGGACACACCCAAGGGAGCUGGUCGGGUGGCCCCCGUGUCUUCCUCCAAUGCAACAACGCCACGCCGGAGUUUACUUCCAGCACCAAAAUCCACUUCCACGCCUGCUGGAACAAAGAAAGAAUUGCAGAAAGAUCCAGAGGCUAAGAAGCCUGCUGUUUCGUCUCCCAAGAGGACAGCAUCUGCGGCCACCAAGCCUCAUUCACCAGGGUACCCAAAGCAGAGGACCGCAGCUCCUCGAAAUGAGUUCCCACCCAAGCCGGACCUGCAGGCCCGAGAGGCGGAGAGGCAGCUGGCCCAGCGACUGAGGGACAGGUGUGAGUGGCAGGCCAAGCAGCUAGGUCUGGCUCGAAGGGAGCUGAAGAAAGCCAUCCACGGCUUCGACGCCCUGGCUGUGUCCACUAAGCAUUUCUUUGGAAAGAGUGAAAGGGCCCUUGCGAAAGAAAAGGAGCUGUCAAUCGAACUUGCCAACAUCAGGGAUGAAGUUGCCUUCAACACUGCCAAGUGUGAGAAGCUGCAGAAGGAGAAGGAGGCUCUGGAGCGACGCUUCGAGGAGGAGCUAAGGAAGUUGGGCUGGCAGCAGCAGGCCGAGGUGAAGGAGCUGCAGGAGCGGCUGCAGCAGCAGUUCCAGGCUGAGAGGGCGCGGCUGCAGGCGGAGCACCAGGACCAGCUGCUGCGCAUGCGCUGCCAGCACCAGGAGCAGGUGGAAGACAUUACUGCCAGCCAUGAGGCUGCCCUGCUGGAGAUGGAAAAUAACCACACGGUCGCCAUUACCAUCCUCCAGGAUGACCACGACCACAAAGUCCAAGAAUUGAUGUCUGCCCAUGAAUUUGAGAAAAAGGAGUUGGAAGAAAACUUUGAAAAGCUGCGGCUGUCAUUACAGGACCAGGUGGACACGCUAACUUUUCAGAGCCAAUCUCUGCGGGACAGAGCCCGGCGCUUUGAGGAGGCUCUAAGGAAAACCACGGAGGAACAGCUGGAGAUUGCGCUGGCUCCGUACCAGCACCUGGAAGAAGACAUGCAGAGCCUGAAGCAGGUGUUGGAGAUGAAGAACCAGCAAAUCCACCUGCAGGAGAAGAAGAUCAUUGAGCUGGAGAAGCUGGUGGAGAAGAACAUCAUCCUGGAAGAAAAGAUCCAGGUACUCCAGCAGCAGAACGAAGAUCUCAAAGCAAGGAUCGACCAGAACACAGUUGUCACCAGACAACUGUCAGAGGAAAAUGCUAACCUCCAGGAAUACGUGGAGAAAGAGACCCAGGAAAAGAAGAGACUGAGCCGAACCAACGAAGAACUACUUUGGAAGCUCCAAACUGGGGACCCAACCAGCCCAAUUAAACUCUCCCCGACAUCUCCAGUGUACAGAGGCUCCUCCUCUGGACCCUCCUCUCCAGCCAGAGUCACUACCACACCUAGAUGACAUCGCCCUGGCACCCACAGGAGCUCAGGCUUCUGUCCAUCUGAGGGAGUGCUAGCCAGGUGCUGGUGGCCACCCUGUGCGCAUGCUCAGUAGCUACAUAAUGCAUCUUAGGCAGCAUCCUCUCUGACCCUUGUGUGAGACCAUCCUGGAGUUGGCGCUUAGGAAGGGAUAAACAGCAGAGUCUGGUGUUCAAAAAAAAAAAAAAAAAAAAUGUUUUAGUGUAGUGAGAAGCAAAAGAGAAACAACUCCAGUUGUUCUUGAGUGACGAACUUCCAUGGCAGAACUUUAGGUCAGUCACAAACAGCUCCGUUUUGAAUACACAAAACCCUCCUUGUGCCCCUGCGUGUGUAUAUCCAGAUGUGUGGGUAUACACCUGUGGCGAUUCCGAAUUGCAUUUUUUUUUAUAACGCCAUACGCUGACAUAUUUUAGUGAUGGUCAGCAGUUUUCUAACUUGUGCCUAAGAAUUAUUGGAAAAUGAAAAUGCAUUUCUAUCUAGUUUCCUGGAAAUAUUUCUACCCAAAAUAGAGAAGGAAAAAAAAAGACAGAAAAUAAAAGAUAGAAGCAUGCCUAACUGCCACCGAGUGGUACCCUGCUUAACCUAAACACCAGCGAUUUGUAGAUGGUAACUGCCUUUGGAGCAGUUAGCUUCUUAGUCCAACGUGAGGUGGGGUCACUGGUACCCCAUUGCAGGAUUUAAUUAUGACUUCUCCCAUCCUGAAGAGGUAAAAUGUAGCUUGGGUGGGGGGACUGAGGGGUCACAUGUCUGGCCAGUGUCUUCCCCCUUAGUGAUUCAUUAUUAUCUUGAAAACACCAGUUUUGCUCCCCCCACCCCUGAAUGGCAUCUUGGAAUCCAUCAAGCUAUUAUUGCAUCCUCAGGAAAACAUGGAAGCAUGUGACCUUUGCAGUGAGGGUGAGCAUGAACUUGGAGAAAAUCAAGACCAUGCAUGGCCCAUCCUCGUGACGGAGGAGUGCUGAUAGGGGCCAACAUGGCCCCCAUCGUUGCCCCUCAUAGGCAACACCCCCAUUUUUAGUUUGGUUCUGUGACUCAACCCCAUCACCGCACAUCAAGAUGGCUCAGGGGUUCUAGUCAAGGCUUCCAGAAACCAGCCUUUCUCUCCUGGGGAAAGGGGCGAAGCCAGUUCUAACGGUGCUAGAUCAUGUCCCUUCUGCUGGAGGGUCACCAGGGCUGCCCCUGGCCGUGGUCCUACCUUAGCCCCAGAAGGCUCUCCCAAACAAGGGAAUGCAGUGAAACGGCCAGUCAGCAUCCAUCAGCCACUGGACUGGCCUUUGUCUCUAACACGGUAGAAUUAGAACACGAACGGUAUUCAUGUAGUGCUAUGGAAGAUUAGAAGCAUGAUCCACAAAAGAGUAGUUUUAACGGUCAGUACAGUGCUGAUAAUGAUACCUCUGUUUUCUGUAUGUGGCAAGAGACCCUUCACUCUCUAAGCAUGGGCCUGCCUGUCUCUGAGCAUGCCCAAGAUGACAAGAGCCAUGGAGCCAAGAAGAACCAGCCCGGGCAUGGUGUUAACAUCUCCAAGGACACACAUAACUGACACAGAGGCAAAUGUGGUCCACAUCCUCCUGUGGCUCCAAGUUGGGCUUCCUUGGUCUCAGGUGCAUCUGAUUGUAACCAACCUCCAUGGGUCUUGCCCAUUCUGGAGACAUACACAGAAGAUACACAGAGAAGAAACAGGUCUUUUCCCUUUGGCUCUGCAUGAUACUGGGAUACUGAACUGGGCGGUCCAUAAGAGUAGCCCGUGCCGUGUCAGUUCCAACACACACAAAUAUUUAUUCUUUUAGCAGGCACAACCUGCAGGUAUAAGUUUGGUUGGCCGCUUAGCUCUCCAAGUUAGGACCCGCCUCCACAGCUGUACCUGCCGAUGGCAGGUGCUCAGCAAUACAGAGUUCGAUGUGAUUAUAGAAUGUGGUGCAGUAUGUUAGGCUGUUGUGGUCAACGUGGUAGAGAUGUUAGAUCUAUGUACCCUCAUUAGGUGGACUAGAGCUUUGCCCUUAACAGCCUCAACCCUGGGCACUUGAAUCAAACUCCCCCAUGGCCCUGACUUCAUUUCUCCAUCACAGACACCCAUCACAUAUGGUACCCCACAAGUUCUGAGAUCCAGGUGGCUGGAGCUGCUAUGAUUCCUCUGUCUCCAUGCUACAAUGAUCUGGACCUCUUGGCAUGGAAGCCCGUGUCUGUCUCCCUUCCCAGGCUGGGACACCGCAUCCUCCCCUCCUGCCAUGGACAGACCUGCCGAACAGCUCAGUCUUCGUGGAGUCAGGAGGUUCUGCUAGCCUUCAUCAACUCAGUUGCCUUGGGCUGGGACGACACUCUUGUGAUGUCAGGAUGGGUUUGGGGCUUGAGGUCAGGUACUCUGGGAUUAGUUGAAGGGGGCACAGUGUUCUUUGUCCUGCCCCUCUGGUUAACUGUGCUCCAUAUUUGUGUUGAACUCUAAAGCUUAUUAAAAUGAACCUGAGGGACUUUCCAUGAUA